Molecule: messenger RNA, 684 nt
Organism: Arachis duranensis
Lineage: Eukaryota; Viridiplantae; Streptophyta; Magnoliopsida; Fabales; Fabaceae
Exons: 2
Coding region: 1-684 (227 amino acids)
Molecular function (GO): DNA binding
Source: RefSeq, a predicted model, not a curated record
AUGCUGAAAAGAGACCAUGAUAUCUUUGCGAAUAUUGGUCAAAUAUUUAUGACUUUGCCACCAACAAGCAAUGAGGUGCCCAAUGAACGGACGCCUGAAGUUGGGGGUGAAAAUGUCGAGUCCGUGGUACGUUCCUCAACGGACAGCGGCGCGCUUACCAAAUCCCCGCCCCAUCCUAGAUCAAAGAAGAGGAAGGUUGAUAUGACUAAUGUGGGUGCAACUUCGGGAGCAACUCCUACAAAUCCAGCUCCAAGCAAUGUGGACACUGAUGAAGAGGAUGGCAAGGAUGAAGCCAAUGAAGGUAACAGAAAACCUUCUAGACCUAGAUCCUGGACUUGGGAACACUUUACAAAGGAUCCUAAGUCCAAGACAUCACAUCCUAGGGCUAAAUGUAAUUUGUGUGGUGCAUCAUAUGCAUGUGACUCUCAUAGAAAUGGUACAACUAAUAUGCGUUAUCAUUUGUUGAAUCAAUGUAAAAAAUUUCCUAGGGACUCGGGUGACCCUAGUCAAACAAUCCUUACCUUCCAACAAAAAAAAGAGGGUGAAGGGGUAUAUACUGCAGUUACUUUUGAUGCUGAAAUGUGUAGAAAAACCCUUGCUAGGAUGAUAAUUGUUGAUGAGCUACCAUUCAAGUUUGUUGAGGGGGGAGGGAUUCAGAUUCUAUAUGAGUAUAGUGCAACCUAG